AUGCCAGCUAGAACGCUGCCCAAUUUUGAAGACGACCCUCUCACCAAUGCCAUCAAGCCGCCACCAGACGAAACACCUGAAAAACGACAUGGCCGAUUGUGUUCGAGCAAGACGCGAAGGCCAUCUCCGAUUCAAUUGACAAGGAGUUGGAAUCACAACGCGCAUCUGAGAGGAAUGGGCAGAAACCGGUCAAGGUUCUUCUGCCUGGUCAAAUUGAAUCAGGUGGGCUGUUAUCAUGCCAUUCUUCCACGGACCACAUGGGAUCUAAUUCGCGCCAUUGAGCUGCUUUACGAACCAAAGGCACGUUCCCUCAACACAUUCAGAUGUUCAUACGCUGACCAUUCACGACAGACCUUUCACACGGAAAGAGCGUCGUGGCGGGCAGUGAUCCAACUCAACGUGGUUCGCUCAAUCCACUUGAUUUUCGAUGCUAUCUCAAAGGCAGAGGAAACCUCGUCUGGAUCCCAGGAUUUUGCAGUAGACCUGAUAGCUUCCCCCGAGUUUUUGAAGCUUAAAUUACGUCUAGCCCCCCUCCUUCAAGUCAGAGAGACCCUCAUUCGCCGUCUUACGCCGGCUGGAUCUAGUGAAACGGAGGCAACCUUACGAAUCGGGAGAGAUAUGUCGUACUCCGAACGCACGAAAAACUACAUGAAGGAGGUCACUAUCAACUCCGCUGUGCAAUGGAAAGGGUCGUUUGGACGCAGGGACGUAGGGCGCAGUAGCUUCGAUACAGACAAGGCUAUGAAUUGGGAGGAUGCUGAUGACCCCGGUCGCAUCCUACACGCUUGUUCUGAAGAUAUGAUACGACUAUGGGAAGACCCAAUGACGAAGAACUUUUUGGAUGCUCUGGAACGAGUUACGGCUCCCCAAUACAUACCCACUGACGAUGACAUCCUGAAAGCACGCUUGAAAACGUUAGGCGUCACUGAGCAUCGCUUUAUUCUUUCCGGGAAGAAUAACAUCAGCAGGGAUUGGCGCGUUUUCGACAUUGGAGGACAUAGAUCACAGCGAGCUGCAUGGGUCCCGUACUUCGAUGACACGGAUGCUAUCAUCUUUCUUGCCCCAAUCAGUUGCUUCGACCAAGUACUUGCGGAGGACCACAAAGUCAAUAGACUGGUGCCUCAUCUAUACGUUCUCUAUCUUUGUUCUGGACCCCUGACUCGCUCUCUACUUAGGAAGACUCAGUCAAACGUCUCGCACCCCCUUUUGAAGAACACCAACCUAGUCCUAUUUUUGAACAAGAUUGACAUACUGCAGUCGAAACUGGCUUCUGGGAUCAAAAUAGCCGAUUAUGUGGUGUCUUACGGAGACCGUCCUAAUGACUACGAACAUGCAUCGACCUAUCUGAGAAGAAAAUUCUCUGGUAUUCUGAAGGAGAAAUCGCCCCUUCCCCGCGUCUUUUAUUGCCAUUUCACGACGGUAACCGAUACGAAAUCUACGAAAUACAUCUUAUCCAAUCUUAAGGAUAUGCUUAUGAGGGACAAUCUCACCAAAACGAACCUUAUAGCCUGA
Laccaria bicolor S238N-H82 is the source of this 1512-nucleotide messenger RNA. RefSeq names its product guanine nucleotide-binding protein alpha-4 subunit. Gene Ontology annotation, biological process: adenylate cyclase-activating G protein-coupled receptor signaling pathway. Lineage: Eukaryota; Fungi; Basidiomycota; Agaricomycetes; Agaricales; Hydnangiaceae. The transcript is spliced from 13 exons. Gene Ontology annotation, cellular component: heterotrimeric G-protein complex. The record is from RefSeq and is a predicted model, not a curated record. The coding region runs from base 1 to 1512 and encodes 503 amino acids. Gene Ontology annotation, molecular function: G protein-coupled receptor binding; G-protein beta/gamma-subunit complex binding; guanyl nucleotide binding.